Messenger RNA from Oncorhynchus tshawytscha (Chinook salmon), 5490 nucleotides. Its product is annotated as zinc finger MYM-type protein 4-like. Bases 507 to 5354 code for a protein of 1615 amino acids. The transcript has 22 exons. NCBI's taxonomy places the organism in Eukaryota, Metazoa, Chordata, Actinopteri, Salmoniformes, Salmonidae. The record is from RefSeq and is a predicted model, not a curated record. Gene Ontology annotation, molecular function: zinc ion binding.
AAGUGAUCAACGUGCCUUUUUAAAUUGAUAAACGGAACAGUUUAAUAGCCCUGCAGUACAGUAUGGUUUAGAAACUCUGUUGUAGCUUGCUAGAUGUCAAACAGGAAAUGACAUAGCCAGGUCUGCCAUGUUUACGCAGGCGACGGGCGUGAGUUGUGCGAGUUUCUUUGAUGAGCUCUGCAGAGUGAAAAUGCAAAGGACUUGACUUCUGUAAAGUUAUAACUCACCGGCAUUGGUAUAAUCGAAGUUAAUGUCUUAUGCAUGUCAAAGCUUAAGAACCUUAUUCGGUAAUUCAAAUUAAGAGUCGUUUUAGCUGGCUACAUAUCGUUGCUAUUUAGCUCGCUAGCUUUCUCCACAACAAGGAGGCGGGCGGAAGUAGCUAAUGCAUGGUAGCUAGCUGGUAAGCCUCAGUUCCGUUUUUAGUAUAGUUUGGUGGACAUUGGUUAACCUAUAUUGUGAGUGAGUGACAAUAAGAGCUAGCCGACUUUCGCCGUUACAAGCAAGCCAUGGCUGAAUCCCAGAAAGCUGACCAUUCAGAGCAUAAAGGCAAGCCAUACAAAGAGACAGAGCAGCCAUCUCAGGCUGGAGCAUCAAUGGAUUCAGUGGACCCUGGAGCCUCACACAGCAAUACAGCCUCGGCAGAUGGGAACAAUGGGGAUGAUGCUACCAAUGCAGUCAGUGCAUGUUCCUCCUCAAUUAUAGACGGGGCAGGGGAUGCUGGUAAUUCAGGACAUGUGAGGGAAACCGAUGCAGAGGAUUCACAGAUGGUGGAAGAAACUGUAAAAACAAAUGCCUUGCUGACUGUGGUAGAAAUGGACAGUAAAGAGUAUUCACAGACUGAAAGAGAAACAGCCAGUGUGGAUGUUCCACAGACGGAAAGAGAAACAGCCAGUGUGGAUGUUCCACAGACGGAAAGAGAAACAGUCAGUGCGGAUGCCUCACAGACGGAAAGAGAAACGGCCUGUGCGGAUGCCUCACAGACGGCCAGAGAAACGGUCAGUGCGGAUGCCUCACAGACGGAAAGAGAAACAGCCAGUGCGGAUGCCUCACAGACGGAAAGAGAAACAGGCAGUGCGGAUGCCUCACAGACGGAAAGAGAAACAGGCAGUGCGGAUGCCUCACAAACGGAAAGAGAAACAGCCAGUGCGGAUGCCUCACAGACGGAAAGAGAAACAGGCAGUGCGGAUGCCUCACAGACGGAAAGAGAAACAGGCAGUGCGGAUGCCUCACAGACGGAAAGAGAAACAGGCAGUGCGGAUGCCUCACAGACGGAAAGAGAAACAGGCAGUGCGGAUGCCUCACAGACGGAAAGAGAAACAGGCAGUGCGGAUGCCUCACAGACGGAAAGAGAAACAGGCAGUGCGGAUGCCUCACAGACGGAAAGAGAAACAGGCAGUGCGGAUGCCUCACAGACGGACAGAGAAACAGGCAGUGCGGAUGCCUCACAGACGGACAGAGAAACAGGCAGUGCGGAUGCCUCACAGACGGACAGAGAAACGGCCUGUGCCGAUGCCUCACAGACGGAAAGAGAAACAGCCAGUGCGGAUGCUUCACAGACGGACAGAGAAACAGCCAGUGCGGAUGCUUCACAGACGGACAGAGAAACAGGCAGUGCGGAUGCCUCACAGACGGAAAGAGAAACAGCCAGUGCGGAUGCCUCACAGAUGGAAACAGGCAGUGCGGAUGCCUCACAGACGGACAGAGAAACGGCCUGUGCGGAUGCCUCACAGACGGACAGAGAAACAGUCAGUGCGGAUGCCUCGCAGACGGACAGAGAUACGGCCUGUGCGGAUGCCUCGCAGACGGACAGAGAAACGGCCCGUGCGGAUGCCUCGCAGACGGAAAGAGAAACGGCCCGUGCGGAUGCCUCGCAGACGGACAGAGAAACGGCCCGUGCGGAUGCCUCACAGACGGACAGAGAAACGGCCCGUGCGGAUGCCUCACAGACGGACAGAGAAACGGCCCGUGCGGAUGCCUCACAGACGGACAGAGAAACGGCCCGUGCGGAUGCCUCACAGACGGACAGAGAAAUGGCCCGUGCGGAUGCCUCACAGACGGACAGAGAAACGGCCCGUGCGGAUGCCUCACAGACGGACAGAGAAACGGCCCGUGCGGAUGCCUCACAGACGGACAGAGAAACGGCCCGUGCGGAUGCCUCUCAGACAGUCAGAGAGAAAAUUGGUACAGAUGCACCCCAGACUGUGGAAGAAAUAGGCAGUACAAGUGGUUCACAGACUAAUGGAGAAACAGACAUACCCCUGGACAUGGGAGUAGUGGAUGCUGACGAUGAGAUGGAGGUCAAUGCUAUCAAAGUGGAGGAUGACCAGAUGCAGGAGGAAGACAACUUGGAGGGGAUGCCUGUGAUAACAGCUGUGGAAGAGGGAGGCAACAUGGUUGCUUUUAGCAGCAACUCCCUGGAUCAUGGGGAUGAGGUGGAGAAGAUGGACACGGGGACAGACUCACUGACAGAGAAUGAGGUAGAGGAGCCCAGCAAGACUGGGCAAGUGGAGACCAAUUCCAUGCCUUCUAUCAUGGAUACAGUCUCCAUGACAGGAGACACAGAGCAACCUGCUGAGGAGACCAGCUUUGUGAAGGCUAGCAGCUCGUCUCUGCCUAUGGAGGAGGACCAAUCUGAAGAUGUCAAACCGUUUCACCCCAGUCCCACCACCUCUAGCGAAGCUAUUCACCCACAGAACAGUGAAGGCAUCGACUGUCCUGCAGGGCUGGAGAAUGGAGUGGCAGGACAGCCAGUCAAAGUUGUGGCUUCUGCCCAGUUGGCAGCUGAGCCUGUAUCCACCAGCGCGGAAACCAUCUCCAUGGUCAAGGUGAAGGAUGAGCCCGUGGACGAAGAGUAUGAUCAGGCCCUGGCUCCAGCGGUCCUCUCAGAGGGCGUCAAGGAUGAACCAGACGCAGCAGAGGAGUUGAAAAUCAGCAACGUCUUCUCUGUGGGCGGCUGCCCAACUACGAACGCCGUAUCCACGCCAGUGGCUGCCCUGCCUAAGACUGUAAUACCUGCCCCAGCCUCUUCCUCCAUCCCUCCGCUGAUCCCCAUGGCUAUGCGGGUGGCCUGCUCGGCCUGUAAGAAGGUGCUGCUGAAGGGCCAGACGGCCUACCAGAGGAAGGGCUCCUCAGACCUCUUCUGCUCCACGUCCUGCCUCACCUCCUACAGCCCCCCGCCCGUCAAGAUGACUGGCCCAGCCAAGAAACCCUGCCACUACUGCUUCAAGGAGAUUGCUAACCCCAAGGACGUGAUCACAGCUCCCGUGGACACCAUGGGCACGGUGAAGGACUUCUGUAGCCAGACCUGCCUCUCCUCCUUCAACUUCAAGAGGAACUCUGCCGUCUCCACUCACUCCUCCUCCCUGUCCACCAUGACAGGGGCCGUCAAGUGCAGCAUGUGCAAGAAGGCCUGCGUUAGUAAACACGAGGUGAUCUUCCAGAGCAGUAUGCAUAAGCUGUGCAGCGAGGUGUGCUUCACGCGCUUCCGCUCCACCAACAAGCUGUCCAUGAACAGCUGCCAGAGCUGCAACAACUACUGCUACGGCAAGGUCACCGUGCUGGUCGUGCAGGGGGUCAAUAAGACCUUCUGCAGCGACGGCUGUGUCGCCACCUUCAAACAGAAAGCUAAGAAGCCUGUGGCAUGUACUAUGUGCCGCAACUUCCGCUCACCGGUGGAGAUGGUCGACAGCGCCGACUCUGACGGCAAGCUGGAGAUGUUCUGCUCUACUGGCUGUGUUACAGCCCACAAAGUACAGACUGUCAGCUCCUCGGGUGCUCGGGUAGAAUGCAACACCUGUGGUCAAAAGACGGUGCCCUCCUUCCACCUGGCCAUGUCGGACGGCUCCAUCCGGAACUUCUGCACCAUGAACUGUGUUGUCACCUUUCAGGAUCAGUUCAAUAAGAGCAACUCCCAGAGCCAGAUUAAUGUGGCCCCCAGCACAGGGUCCACAGCUCCGCCCGCUGCCCAGACCAGGGACAAGGUAUCCCAAGGGACCCGACUGCCCUGCUUCCAUUGCCACCGCCUCUUCUCCUCCAAGCCCGAGCUCAUUCAGUUCAAGGAUAAGAUGGUAUUCCUCUGUUCGGUAAAUUGCUCCGAGGAGUACAAGAAGAUCAACUGCGAGAUGGCACGCUGCGAGUACUGCAAGAUUGAGAAGCCAGCCAAGGAGGUCAAGAGAAUCAACAAGAGGGACUAUACCUUCUGCAGCGAAGGCUGUAAGCUGCUCUACAAGCACGACCUGACCAAGCGCUGGGGGAAACACUGCAAAAUCUGUGCCUACUGCGCCUCCACUGCGCAGAAGGCCGUCACAGGCCAGUACGGGGGAAAGCUGGAGGACUUCUGCUCGGACGAGUGCAAGUCCCACUACACUCUGCUCUUCUGCCAGGUGGCUAAGUGUGACGCGUGCGAGCGCCAGGGGAAGCUGAUCGAGACCCUGCCGAUGUUGGGCGAGGUGAAGCACUUCUGCAACCUCCAGUGUCUGCUCCAGUUCUGCAGCCUGCAGACCCAGAACCAGGGCAAAACCCAGGGACAAAAGGUGGCCAUCUCAAUCGCUCCAUCCCCCUCCAAUACUACCACUGCUACGAGUGUGUCUGAUCCGGUCAUCGCCAAUGUAAUCUCACUAGCCAGCUCCCCCACUGGCCAGCCCAACUACGCCAACACUUCCCUGCAAGGGACUGUUCCCAGCAGACAUGUGAAGUAUGUUGGAAAUGCCAGCACCCAGACACAGCCCCCCCGGGCACCUCCACCCAGGGCUCAGAAGAACAAGGCCCUGCUCUGCAAACCCAUGGUCCAGAACAAGGGCAUCAUGUGUAAACCCAACUUCACUACCACAGGGUGCCAGACAGAUGAUGAUUUCCCCAAGGUGAUCAUAGUGCCUGUCCCAGUGCCAGUGUAUGUCCCAGUCCCCAUGAACCUGUACACCCAGUACACCCCCCAGCCUGUUGGACUUCCCAUCCCGCUGCCCGUGCCCAUGUUCCUGCCGGUGACCCUGGAUAACGCCGAGCGCAUUGUGGAGACUAUCCAGGACAUCAAGGAAAAGAUCCCCUCUGACCCUUUCGAGGCCGACCUCAUCCUCAUGGCUGAGAUGGUGGCCGAUGAGGGGAGGGAGAAGUCCCCUGAGCGACCCCCUGAAAGGCCUCCAGCCCCAGUAGUACAAGACGACCAGGUCAGCACCUACAGUGGAGACCUGGACACAGACGAACUGAGCAACUUCCUCACCACUUGGGAUGACGAGCCACCCCCCACCCCUGGCGUCUCAUCGCGCCACAGUCGACCCUAUGCCCACGAGACGCUCCGACCCAUCGUGGACAUCAAUGUCCCCGACACCCCCCACCCCCAUCAUGGACAUAGAGGCUGACUUCCCAGUCCAAACCCUGGAGCUGAUGGCCCAUUGGCGGGAUCAGGAGAGGGAUAGAAGUCCCAGUCCACCUCCUUCUCCUCCUCGACGAAGAGCCAGAAGGAAAGCUCGGGAUGGCUUGCCACAGAAGAAAAAG